Molecule: messenger RNA, 675 nt
Organism: Corticium candelabrum
Lineage: Eukaryota; Metazoa; Porifera; Homoscleromorpha; Homosclerophorida; Plakinidae
Exons: 1
Coding region: 1-675 (224 amino acids)
Molecular function (GO): nucleic acid binding
Source: RefSeq, a predicted model, not a curated record
AUGUCUGACAAUGCCUCUCAGCUUAAACUAACAGCAAAGGUUUUGGAUCGUCAGUGGCAACAAGUGAUUGCCAUUGAUGAAGUACUUACUUGUAGCUAUUACUCACCAGAAAGUAUCACCUGGAAAUGUACUACAGCAGCGGCUCCUUGGCAAGGUGGAUUCUUUGAACAAUUACUUGGAUUAGUGAAACGAGCACUUAGAAAGUCGAUAGGGAGAAAACUACUUGAUUGGGAUGAAUUGGCAAAUCUUCUUGCAGAAAUCAAAGCUAUUAUAAACACAAGACCUCUCACAUACGUGUUUGAAGACUUUGAAUAUGGAUUUCCAUUAACUACUGCUCACUUCUUAUCUCAUCACGCAUAUCUCGGGGUAACUGGACCUACUAUUAAAGAUAUGAAUGAUGAGGAAUACCAGCCUAAUAGCAACACUUCCUAUGCAUUGGAAAGAAAAUGGAGACAAGACCAGAAACGACUUGACACCUUUUGGGAUCAGUGGCAUAAAGAGUAUUCGCUCAGUUUAAGGGAAACAUUGCCAUUGAGACACAAAGGGGUAAAGUCUGCAAUUGACUCGGUGCCUCAAGAAGGUCAGGUAGUUGUUAUUAAAGAACAGGACACUCCACGGGGUACUUGGAUCAUGGGAAGAAUUGAAGAGACUAUUGUGGGAGAAGAUCGAUGGUAA